Trichogramma pretiosum is the source of this 1559-nucleotide messenger RNA. Its product is annotated as zinc finger protein OZF-like. Bases 77 to 1342 code for a protein of 421 amino acids. The transcript has 3 exons. Gene Ontology annotation, biological process: regulation of transcription by RNA polymerase II. The record is from RefSeq and is a predicted model, not a curated record. Gene Ontology annotation, cellular component: nucleus. Gene Ontology annotation, molecular function: RNA polymerase II transcription regulatory region sequence-specific DNA binding; DNA-binding transcription factor activity, RNA polymerase II-specific. Lineage: Eukaryota; Metazoa; Arthropoda; Insecta; Hymenoptera; Trichogrammatidae.
UUUGUGUUCUACGCUAGUCUUUUUGUGUUUGGUUAGUUUGAGAUGUGAAGUCAUCGCAGAAAAAUAAGUGAAAAAGAUGGAGUCCAGUGGUUUAUUCAACUGCGCUGUCAGGGUGAAAAAGGAGCCUAGCGAUGUGUCGUGCACUAAAAAUAAUUGGGAAAUCCUUGAAAACCGCCAACUCUCUCCAUUUCCACCGGAAAAUUCAACCCAUAAGAUUCUAAAAGGUGAUGAAAAUCAUAAAAAUGAACUUGAUAACGAAGUGGAAGUAGUUGUCGAAUGUGAAGACGUCAAGCCGAACAUUAAUUUAUUAGCUGUUACGAAAAUUGACUGUGAUUCACAAAGCCAUUUGCAGGAUGUAAAUUGUUGUGAUGGUAAUAAAUCACAAAAGAUUAUGAAAAUAGAAACUGCUGGAGAAGUAAAGCAGGAAAUUAUUGAUGGUGCUACAGAACAAUUGAAUUUGAAUAUCAACCGUGAAGUUGUCAAACAAAAUAAAAGAAUAAGAGUUACAAAAAAGGUAAACAACAAACAUAACCUCAAAACACAUGUCGGUAAGUCGCGAAAUGGUAAAACCCACGUAUGUGAUUCUUGCGGAAAAUCAUUUUCAAGAAGUGACACUCUGAAAAGGCACUUUAUUGCAACUCAUCUCGGUAUCAAAAAAGCAGCAUGUGAUAUAUGCGGCAACACAUUUGCACGAAAAAGUAACCUCAAAAUCCACAUCGAUACGAUUCAUAAUGGUAUGUCAUACACAUGUACAACAUGCGGAAAGACGUGUAAACAAAAAAGUCAUCUCCAAACUCACAUCAAAACAGCACACAACGGUAAGAGCCAUAAUUGUGGUAAAUGCGGAAAGAAAUUCUUCUCGAGGUGUGAUCGCAAAAUUCACAUCGAUGCAGUGCACAACGAUAUCCAUUUUGAAUGUGAUAUUUGCAAAAAGACAUUCAGAUACAAGACCUCUCUCCGAACGCACAUCGACUCGGUGCAUAAAGAAAUGAUGCAUGCAUGUUGUAAAUGUGGAAAGGCAUUUGCUUGUAAGCCUUAUCUCAAAAAACAUAUAGAUGCAAAGCACAAUAGCGUCACACAUGCAUGCGGUAUAUGCGGAAAGAAGUACUCAAUGAAACAUACUCUCAAAGUUCACAUUGAUAGUGUGCACUAUCAUGUCAGACGUACAUGCGGUAUAUGCGGAAAAAAGUACUCAACGAAACAUAGUCUCAAAGUUCACAUUGAUAGUGUGCACAAUGAUGUCAGAUAUAAAUGCGGUACGUGCGGAAAGAAAUACUCACGGAAGGAUGUUCUCAAAGCUCACAUCAAUUCAGCGCGUCACUCGCGUACUACAACUGGAUGAUAGUAUAAUAGUUAAUGUAUAUGUUUGGAAGACUAAUUAAAAAAUUUUUAUUCAUAAUAUCAUGAUUUCCGUCAACGCUAUCUCUUUAUGUAAAAACGUAGUUUGAGUUUCAAAUAAUAACGUAAACAUCAACAGUUCAUCAAGUGUUCGAAAAUGUGUGUUCGAAAGUUUUAUUUAUUUUAAUUUCAUAUGUUAAACACUUCAAGACAAUGCCAAU